AUGAAUGAAACAAAUGAACCAACUCGUAACGAAGAUAACACCUCAAGUGGCGAUCAAUCAUCAUCAUUACCAGCAACAUAUUCAUUUCCACCACUAUAUACAAGACAACCAAAUGUCAUGAUAAGGAAACAACAAAUUAACGCAUGGAUAGAUAUAAUCUUACAAUUCGCUCAAUUACAUAAAUACUGGAUCAUCUCACAGGAUGGGACCCCAGUAUCUUCUAAUUUGAGUAUAUUCAAUAAUGAAUCAAUACAAAGAUCUGUACCACAAGUAUUCAUAGAUGAAAUAUGGUCUCAAAUGAUACAAGAAAAGAAAGCAUUACCUGUACAAGAACAUCAUAAGAAUAUAAAUCAAUAUUUUAUACUAUGGAAAGAUAUUCAAUCUUGGGCUUCAAUAAUAUUACAAUGGUUUGAAGAUUUUAAUAAAUUGAAUCAAGUAGUUACCAUUUAUGAAUUGAGUCAAAGUGAUGAAACCAUGGAGUAUGAGUUCCAUCAAAUGCCUGAAUCAUUAUUGAAAGUUUGUUUAAAACCUCUUUGUAAAAGAAAUAGAGCAACUAUGUUAAAUGACGAACAUGGUACACCGAUUGCCAUCAAAGUCGUUUGA
Messenger RNA from Naumovozyma dairenensis CBS 421, 603 nucleotides. RefSeq names its product ESCRT-II subunit protein VPS25 (gene VPS25). The record is from RefSeq and is a predicted model, not a curated record. Lineage: Eukaryota; Fungi; Ascomycota; Saccharomycetes; Saccharomycetales; Saccharomycetaceae. The transcript has a single exon. Gene Ontology annotation, cellular component: ESCRT II complex. Gene Ontology annotation, molecular function: protein homodimerization activity; structural molecule activity. Gene Ontology annotation, biological process: protein transport to vacuole involved in ubiquitin-dependent protein catabolic process via the multivesicular body sorting pathway. The coding region runs from base 1 to 603 and encodes 200 amino acids.